Molecule: messenger RNA, 1980 nt
Organism: Heterostelium album PN500
Lineage: Eukaryota; Evosea; Eumycetozoa; Acytosteliales; Acytosteliaceae
Gene: limD
Product: LIM-type zinc finger-containing protein
Exons: 4
Coding region: 1-1980 (659 amino acids)
Cellular component (GO): Z disc; nucleus
Molecular function (GO): actin binding; transcription coregulator activity
Source: RefSeq, a predicted model, not a curated record
AUGGACGGUCCACCACCCCCACCACCACCUCCAGCACCAGCUCCACCACCCCCACCACCCGCUGGAGUUCCAGCCGCAGAUCCAGGUCGUAAUGCAUUGCUUGGAUCCAUUCAAAAUUUUAGUUCAGCCAAAUUAAAGAAAGUUAAGACCAAUGAUAAGAAACCAGAUGAUCGUCCUUUGAAAGCUCCAUCUGCUCCAGGUGGAGGAGGAGGUUCUGGUAGACCAGCUCCAGGUGGCGGUCCAUCUGGAUUUGGUGACAUUUUUGCUGGUGGAAUGCCAAAGUUAAAGAGUAGAGGAGGUGGAAUUGAUACUGGUGCAUCUGGACAUAGUAGUCCAGCUCCAACCAAUAGCAGUCCAGCUCCAGUCAACUCCACACCAACUCCAAAACCAACAUUUGUUAGUGUUGCCAAGCCAGGUGCUGCCCCACAACUCAAGCCAUCAACCGGUGUCUUGCGUAAAGCACCGGCCAUUGCCAAAAAUUCGGCUGGACCAAAACCAGCUGCCACUGCUGCCGCCCCAACAAACAAACCAGCUGCCGCUCCAUUCAAGCCAGUCGAACCACCCAAACCAGUACACACACCAGCUCCAACACCAACACCAACACCAACACCAGUUGAAGCAACACCAACACCAGCUCCAACACCAGUUGCCGCUCCACCAGCACCAGUUGCUCCAAAGCAAGAGGAUCCAGUUGUACAUGUUACAACAUCAUUCAAGAGCAAUGUUGUAGUUGAGAGUAACAUUACUCCAAGUGGAAAUCCACCAGCACCAGCACCAGUUCAAGAACAACCACCAAAACAAACAACACCAACAUUCAAAUCACAAGCAUCUCCAGCCAUUAAACCAGCUGCAGGUUUUGGAAAGACACCAGUAAACUGGGUGCAACCAGGUCAGAAUGUAUCACCGGUUGGACGUGUAGUACAAACUGCCAGUGUCCACUCGUCAGCACCAAAAUCCAAUGUAACAUCAUCAGCUUCCGUUGGAGCCAAACCGGCUCCUGUCCUCAACAAAACACCAUCGCAGACCUCUAUGAAGUCAGCUCCAUCAGUAUCGCCUGUUGUCAAGCCAGCUCCAUCCAUCUCACCAGUUGUCAAACCAACCCCACCACCAGCAGCAACAACAACUACUCAUCACCACCAACCAGUUGAACCACCCAAACCAGUACAUACACCAACUGCUCCAGUACACACACCAGCACCAGCACCAACACCAGCAGUUCCAGCACCAGUACCAACACCAUCCCAUCAUCAAGAAACAACACAUUCUCACUCUCACUCUCAUCAAAAUAUUGAAACCGAACACCUCACAGCCACCAAUACAUCCUCUGGUAACCUGAACUCCAGCUCACCACGUGGUGUAUCUACUACCGUCGAUGGCGAUGAACAGCUGUUCUGUCACCGUUGUAAACAAUCGAUCGAAGGCAGCCACUAUAAAGCCAUGGAUAGAGCUUGGCACAUCGACCACUUUACAUGCAACGAUUGUCACAAGAAGAUUCAGAGCUUCGUCGUACACUUGGAUCAACCAUACUGCGAGGAUUGCUACGAUCGUAGUUUCGUCGAGCACAAACAGUGCUUCAUGUGCUCGAAACCAAUCUUUGGCACCGUUGUAUCGGCGUUGAGCAACUCGUUCCACGAGGAGUGCUUCAAGUGUAACUCGUGUGGUACUCACUUCCCAGACAAGGAGUUCUACCAACUCGAAGGCAAACCAUACUGUUUGGCAUGUGUCACCAAGGCAACUGCACCAAAAUACGAAGUCUGCGAUGGUUGCAGUGAGCAGAUCGUAUCAAGAGGUGAGGGUGUCAUUAAGGUACUCGGCCGAAAGUUCCACAACAACAACAAAUGUUUCUCAUGCACCGGAUGUCGUACGGCAUUCCCUGCCCUCAAUUUCUACGAAGUUCAUAGCAAUCCAUAUUGUUAUGAUUGUGCAUCAAAGUUGAAAGCAGAAAAGAGUGAUGUUGAAAAGAAGCGUGAAAGAAAUUGA